CCCAGCAUCUUUGAGGAUGAAAGCAUGAAACUACGACAGCUGAAACUAGAGAAUCAGAGAGCUCUUCUAGAGAAGAAGCAGAAGAAGAAACGUCUUGAUCCCUUGAUGGUACAACCAAAUCCUGAGGCAAAGCUGCGUAGGUCAAAGCCCAAAGCAUGUGAGGAGCAGACUCCUUUAGUAGAAACUCCUACCCCUUUCCACAGUGAUGUUAUGCUACAUGGCAUUGAUGGACCAGCUGCUUUCCUGAAAUCAGAAGUGCAGGAUUUGGGGACUAGGCUCCAAACUCUCUCUGCUGGAUCUUCCAAAACAAAAGACAGUGCAGAUCAGGAAAAUGAUGGAGAGUCUCUAACAGACACAGCAGGCAAGCCAGAUCUGCAAGAAAUCUUACAGAAACGAGGAAUUUCAGGCAGUUUGAAUUUUGAUGAGGAGGACACAGAAGAGGAAGAAGCUAGUAAGAGACCAGCAUCUCAUUCACAGUAUCCUGAAUCUGAGAGGCCUAGUUCUGCAACUAGUGAGAAAUCUUUUGCAGAAACAGGUGCUUCCUGUAGUCCAUCCCCUCAGGCAGAUGCACAGCUGGGAGAAGUAGAGAACUUGGAGGAUUUUGCAUUACGCCCUGCACCCCGUGGUAUUACAGUCAAGUGUCGAAUCACUAGAGAUAAGAAGGGAAUGGACCGGGGCCUCUUCCCUACUUAUUACAUGCAUCUGGAAAGGGAUGACAACAGAAAGACAUUCCUUCUUGCAGGGAGAAAACGAAAAAAGAGCAAAACUUCCAAUUACCUCAUAUCAAUUGACCCAACUGAUUUAUCCCGGGAAGGGGAAAGUUUCAUUGGAAAACUCAGGUCAAACCUCAUGGGAACUAAAUUUACAGUCUAUGACCAUGGAGUUAGCCCAGUCAAGGCACAAGGUCUAGUGGAAAAGGCUCAUACGAGACAGGAGCUUGCAGCUAUUUGUUAUGAAACCAAUGUGUUAGGAUUCAAGGGCCCCAGAAAAAUGUCUGUGAUCAUUCCAGGAAUGAAUAUGAAUCACAAGCGAAUUCCAAUCCGUCCACGAAAUGAACAUGAGAGUCUGCUGUCAAAAUGGCAAACCAAAAAUUUAGAGAACCUCAUUGAGUUGCACAACAAGGCUCCAGUCUGGAAUGAUGAUACUCAAUCCUACGUUUUAAACUUCCAUGGGAGAGUCACUCAGGCCUCAGUGAAGAACUUCCAGAUUGUCCAUGACAAUGACCCUGACUACAUUGUGAUGCAGUUUGGUCGUGUAGCAGAAGAUGUGUUUACUUUGGACUAUAAUUAUCCUCUCUGUGCUCUUCAGGCCUUUGCUAUUGGACUCUCCAGCUUUGAUAGUAAAUUGGCCUGUGAAUGAGAGACAACAGACUUGAAACAUGGAACUCACUCCCAUCCCUGCAUCUUCUUGUAAGAGUUCCAGGUGGAGUAAUGAAAAGCACAUUGGGGAUGGAAGGGGACUGGAAGACAGACUUCUGCAGGCCUAUUAGAAAGCAAAUACCAGCUCUCAGAGCAUUAUGGUAGUUGACAGUAGACCAUCUUAGGAGACUGUCCCAAGACUAAGCAGUCUUUCUAUGCAUUGUGGAAGAACAAGAAAUAUGGGUGAUGGGAACAAGAAAUACAGGAUGGGUGAUGUUGUCGGUGUUGAUUCUGCUUUCAGAAUCCUUGUAACAGAUGCUGCAUGAGAGCAGGCUAAGGAAUUUAGCCCACUGAUUGGAACCCCUCGCAGCUAGGAUUAGAAAAAUAAUGCUUUAGUGUUCAUAUACCUUGGAACUUCCACUGUGCUCCUGGAGAUGAUGCUACUGAUCUGAUCUGGAACUCUUUGAGUUCCUGAUCAGAUGAAUUCAGAAAAGGAGGACAGUUAUUGGCAUGUGUUCUCUUUUGCCCUGUGUAGCAUUUUUAUGCCUGUUACAGCUGUCAGACACAGAAGGAUUCAGGUUAUGGCUCUGUGUAGCCAUAGGUAAUGUCAACAAAUACAGAGCUGGAAUGAGACACUGGCUCUAAUAAAACACUUUUCUCUGAGUCGAUGGGAUGAUUCUCUUCAAGGCUGAUAGUCCAGUUCCCUUUCAUUAUUCUAAUUGCUCCAUAUCCCUUGACAGUCUUUUUACCAAAUAAAGAACAAUCAAAUCUCAAAUGCUCCCUUUUUAGUUGGUUAUAUUAUAUCCAUUGCUGUUUCUGUUACUCUUAACCGUGUGAAAAAUGAGACUGAAUAGAUGAUAGAAUCUGACUGAAUUUGGCACAAGGUAGUAUUGUAACAGUAUACAGUACUAUUCCUGAAAAGCAGUGUUCUAAUUAAUUGAAUCUAGACUGUAAGCUGAUCAGAAAUAUUUUUUAAUUCAUCCAUUGUUCAUAAAAUUUGCUACAUUUUUAGGAAUAAGUUAGUGACUGAUUUCUUUUUUUUAACACGAGGUUAUCUCAAGUCAUGACAUAUUAAAGUAUGUUUUACAUAAAUAAUUUUAACCUGACUAUAAGAAGGAGUUACCUCAAAAGGAGAUUAUAGGUGUCUUCAAAGGCAUCCAUAAGUUUAAAAUAAUUAAUAAAUGUAUCACAGGGCUUUGCAACGUGUCCUUCCGGUGUUCCAUUUUUAAUGCUGGAUGUACAACAUGGAGACUGUAGGUCACAGCAUGGAAUGCUUCUUGAUUCAUAUGGCCUUGAUUCAUCAGCGUGAAUUGCUGCACAGUGUGACAUGUAAACCUCGUAGUGUACACAUCUGCUGUGUACUAAAGCAGAGAACAGUUACUGUCUUGCCUGUUUCAUGGCCAUUAUGCAUAUUCGUGACAAACCUGGAAAACCCUCUUCCUCUACUGAGACAAGAAUAGGUGUUCUCCAGCUUUGGAUGUUGUCGGCAGACUAACUCUGUUUCAAGCUCCAAAGAGCCAGAUUUAUUGCUUUUGGUCUCUGGAGUCUUUGCAGUGGCAGAUAUCACUUGCUCUUUCAAAAUAAUGAAACUGUGUGAAGAUAUUUUCUGAUAUUGCCAGGAAAAAUAAAUUAUAGUAAUCAUGUGUAAACUCUGUAUUUAACUGUAAAUUAUGAAUUGAUGCUGAGAACUCCAGCUCGCGCACCUCUCAGAUGCCCAUUCUGCAUUAGCUGGUGAGCCGUUGCCUUGAGAUGAUCUCACCAGCAGAGCAGUUGGCAAAGAGAACAUAAAUCACGGAACUCUUUUUGUGCCUUCAUGUACUUCCUGCUCAUCAGGCUGGGGACAAGACCUGGCAGUGUUUUCCAGUUGUGCUCUUCUGAGUUCCUGGCUGAUGGCUCUGCAUUCCUUCUACUCAUCUGGAAAAACUAAGUCAGUUUGUUACCUGUCUGAUUACUUUUCUGACUAGGACUGUCUGAAAGAAACUGCCUUAUGUUAGGUUGGGGUGACCUGAAGGCAGAAUGCUAAUUUCCAAUUCAAGAUGAUUUUCUCUAUGCUGAGAAGGCCACAGU
Molecule: messenger RNA, 3425 nt
Organism: Egretta garzetta (little egret)
Lineage: Eukaryota; Metazoa; Chordata; Aves; Pelecaniformes; Ardeidae
Gene: TULP3
Product: TUB like protein 3
Exons: 10
Coding region: 25-1359 (444 amino acids)
Biological process (GO): protein localization to cilium
Cellular component (GO): cilium
Source: RefSeq, a predicted model, not a curated record